Molecule: messenger RNA, 1032 nt
Organism: Diplodia corticola
Lineage: Eukaryota; Fungi; Ascomycota; Dothideomycetes; Botryosphaeriales; Botryosphaeriaceae
Product: ribonuclease t2
Exons: 3
Coding region: 1-1032 (343 amino acids)
Biological process (GO): RNA catabolic process
Cellular component (GO): extracellular region
Molecular function (GO): RNA binding; ribonuclease T2 activity
Source: RefSeq, a predicted model, not a curated record
AUGACUCGUGGCGGGGCGGAUCGCGGUGGAGGAAGGAAGCGCCGAGUGCAAAACUUCGGCUAUGACAUAACGCACGGCCUCGCGGCCUCGCUUCCAGUGGCUCGCCGCUAUCGUCGCCGCCGCUUCCCAAACAAGAAGGUCCUCACUCUCCAUCGCUCACCUCCGAACGACUCGAGGUACAAUGGCGCCCUCCGCCCUCCACCGCGCUCCUCCUCCGCCAACAUGCUCGUCCCCCGUCUGAUCCUGGGCGCAGCUGCCUACCUGUCUCUUGCCGCCGCAAGCCUGCACUCAGCUCCGAACGGCAAUUGCUCGAGCCAUGAUCUGCAGGUGCUGUCCUGCUCGCCCGAGAGCCUGACCACCGAUGCCUGCUGUGUUGAGUCGCCUGGCGGGCUCUUGCUGCUGACCCAGCUCUACUCCAAGACCGCUGGCGGACCGGAAAACACCUGGACCAUCCACGGUCUCUGGAACGACUACUGCAACGGCAGCUACCCUUCGUCCUGCGAUGCGUCUAGGAAUUACGUGGAUAUCGCUUCGACGCUUGAGGAAUACGGCCAGGACGAUCUGCUGGGCUACAUGAAGGAGCACUGGAGGAAUGACCCGGUCAUCACCACCUCAAACGGCACGGACGAAGAGCUCUGGGAGCAUGAGUGGAGCAAGCACGGCACCUGCAUGACCACCCUCCGGCCAUCCUGCUACACCCAUUAUACCCCCGAGCUCGAGCUGGUCCAAUUCCUCCACGAAGUCGUCCACCUCCACAAGCAACUUCCUACCCAGGACUAUCUUGCUUCAUGCGGCAUUGUGCCAACGAGCAACGGCACAUACGCCUUGGCGGACAUUGAGGCAUGCUUCACUGAGGCCACGGGAGGAUACCUGCCGCAUAUCGGCUGCACAAAUGGUUCUCUAAGUGAAGUGUGGUAUUAUCAUCACUUGGCUGGUAGGGUCAAUGGUGGAAGCUACGUCCCCACGAACACCACGUACGGAAGCAACUGCCCCAAGACGGGCAUUGUUUACCCACCUAAGCCGGCCUCAUAA